Messenger RNA from Penicillium daleae, 1233 nucleotides. RefSeq lists its product as uncharacterized. Gene Ontology annotation, biological process: biosynthetic process. The transcript has 3 exons. Lineage: Eukaryota; Fungi; Ascomycota; Eurotiomycetes; Eurotiales; Aspergillaceae. The record is from RefSeq and is a predicted model, not a curated record. Gene Ontology annotation, molecular function: catalytic activity; pyridoxal phosphate binding. Bases 1 to 1233 code for a protein of 410 amino acids.
AUGGUGAAAUUAGAGGCGUUCGCAGUCGAGCAGUGGAUGGACAAGUAUGAGACAACUGCCAAGUACAAUACCGCCGAGACCUGCUGCGCAUCCAUUUCCAUCGACGACCUCCGCGAGCUCUCCGAGGACAAAGAUGCCAAUCCUUUGACCGCGCUUCAGUCCACCAAGCUCACGUACGGAGCUAUUCGGGGCUCUGAUAAGCUGCGGGAGACGUUAAGCAAUCUUUACUCGGCGAAGACUCCCGGUUUAGUUUCAAAGGAUGAUGUCCUGAUCACGGCGGGCGCCAUUCAGGCCAAUUUCUUGUUGCUGUAUACUCUCGUCGGGCCUGGUGACCAUGUUAUCUGCCAUUAUCCGACAUACCAGCAGCUCUACUCGGUUCCUGCAUCUCUGGGGGCUGAAGUCAGCUUGUGGAAGUCUAAGGAGACUAAUGACUGGCAAGUUGAUAUUGAAGAGCUCAAGAGUCUGAUUCGCCCGAACACGAAGUUGAUCAUUAUCAACAACCCGCAAAACCCGACAGGUGCUAUUAUCCCCCGCGAUACGCUUCGGAGUCUCGUUGAUCUUGCCCGCGAGUCCUCGAUUACACUUUUCGCCGACGAGGUGUACCGCCCUCUUUUCCAUAAUAUCAGUCCCAUGGACUCGCAAUUUCCUCCGUCGCUUCUAUCAUUUGGCUACGAACACAGCGUGGUGACUGGUUCAGUCUCCAAAGCAUACAGUCUAGCGGGUCUUCGAGUGGGUUGGAUCGCAUCCUGUAGUAAAGCCAUCAUCGAAGCUUGCGCCAGCUCGCGCGAUUACACCACUAUCUCCGUCGGUCAAAUCGAUGACGCAGUCGCUAGCUUCGCGCUUGCCCCGGAGUGCAUUCAUAACCUCUUGAAGAGAAAUAUUGAGUUGGGGCGGACCAAUCUCGCCAUUUUGGAGAAGUUUAUUGAUUCCCAUCGCUGGGCGUGCGAGUGGAUUAAGCCUCGUGCGGGAACCACGGCAUUCGUCCGCUUCAACAAGAUGGGCAAGCCAGUGAACGACGUCACUUUCUGCGAGAUGCUUCAAGAGAGGAAGGGGGUGAUGUUUGUGCCUGGUAGUCUCUGUUUCGGAGGAGGGGAGGACUUCCAGGGCUAUGUUCGCAUUGGAUAUGCCUGCGAGACCGAGGUGUUGGAGAAGGGUCUCGAGGCACUCAGGGAAUUCAUGGAGGAUGAUUAUGAGGAAGUGCCUGCGUUGAAGAAGGCGAAGGCGCCUCAAUAG